AUGGUGCUCCAAGAGUUAGUGACAUAUGUCACCAAACCAAUCGAACAGGCUGUCACUCAUGUUCUGUGCUGUGAUCUGUCUGCACCAUGUGAGUGCCACAUCGACAAGAAUGUCAUCUUUUUGGAAGCAGAUAGGGAUAUCGUAGUAAUGGAUCGACUGACACAUGUUCCACCGCCGUGCCCAGCUUCAAUUGUGGUGUCAAGACUAGGUCCAAUCCCUGAAGAACCCGAUCUGGAAGGCGACGAUUGCAAUUUCUACGAGAUCCUCAAAGAUCAGAAAAUGAUCGAUGCUGCGCCAGUUUGUAAGACCUGGUUCGAUUAUCAAAGGGAAGCUUUGCGAAUCAUGUUCGCAAGAGAAAAAGUUCGACUGGAGAAGUUUUUCGAGCCAAGAGUCGUCAGAUGGCGCAACUAUUUGACGGCUUUCCGACUCACACUGGGAAUCAAAACUCGCAAGGUCUCGGAGAAGGAGGACUUGAAGAAGUUGACAAUGAUAACUGAGAAAUCCAACAAAUCAGUGAUGGCUGAAGUAUGA
Molecule: messenger RNA, 531 nt
Organism: Caenorhabditis briggsae
Lineage: Eukaryota; Metazoa; Nematoda; Chromadorea; Rhabditida; Rhabditidae
Exons: 4
Coding region: 1-531 (176 amino acids)
Source: RefSeq, a predicted model, not a curated record